Closterium sp. NIES-65 is the source of this 6375-nucleotide messenger RNA. The record is from the annotation of a GenBank genome assembly. NCBI's taxonomy places the organism in Eukaryota, Viridiplantae, Streptophyta, Zygnematophyceae, Desmidiales, Closteriaceae.
AUGGACGUGGACAUAGACGUGGACGUGGUCGUGGACGUGGACAUGGUCGUGGACAUGGACGUGGACAUGGACGUGGACAUGGACAUGGACAUGGACAUGGAUGUGGACGUGGACGUGGACGUGGACGUGGACAUGGACGUGGAGAUGGACGUGGAGAUGGACGUGGACGUGGACAUGGACGUGGACGUGGACGUGGACGUGGACGUGGACAUGGACGUGGAUGUGGACGUGGACGUGGACGUGGACGUGGACAUGGACGUGGACGUGGACGUGGACGUGGACGUGGACAUGGACGUCGACAUGGACGUGGACGUGGACGUGGACGUGGACAUGGACGUGGACGUGGACGUGGACGUGGACGUGGACAAGGACGUGGACGUGGAGGACUUGGACGUGGACAUGGACGUGGACGUGGACGUGGACGUGGACGUAGACGGUCACGUGGAUGUUGACGUGGACGUGGACGUGCACGUGGUCGUGGACGUGGAGGACGUGGAUGUGGACAUGGACGUGGACGUGGACGUGGUCGUGGAUGUGGACGUGGACGUGGUCCUGGUCGUGGACGUGGUCGUAGACGUGGACGUGGUCGUCCACGACGUGGACUUGGACGUGGACGUGGACGUGGUCGUGGACGUGGACCUGGAUAUGGACGUGGACGUGGACGUGGACGUGGAAGUGGUCGUGGACGUGGACGUUGACGUGGACGUGGACGUGGACGUGGUUGUGGACGUGGAGGACUUGAGCGUGGACAUGGACGUGGACGUGGACGUGAACGUGGACGUGGACAUGGUCGUGGACGUGGACGUGGACGUGGACGUGGACGUGGAAGUGGACGUGGUCGUGGACGUGGACGUGGUCGUGGACGUGGACGUGGACGUGGUCGUGGACGUGGACAUGGACGUGGACGUGGUCGUGGACGUCGACGUGGACGUGGACGUGGUCGUGGACGUGGUCGUGGAUGUGGACGUGGACAUGGACGUGGUCGUGGAUGUGGACGUGGUGGUGGACGUGGACGUGGACGUGGACGUGGUGGUGGACGUGGACGUGGACGUGGACGUGGACGUGGUCGUCGACGUGGACGUGGACGUGGACGUGGACGUGGACGUGGUCGUGGACGUGGACGUGGACGUGGUCGUGGACGUGGACGUGGACGUGGACGUGGACGUGGACGUGGACAUGGACGUGGACGUGGACGUGGACGUGGACGUGGACGUGGACGUGGUCGUGGACGUGGACACAUGGACGUGGACGUGGACAUGGACGUGGACGUGUACGUGGACGUGGAUGGACAUGGACGUGGACAUGGACGUGGACGUGGACGUGGACAUGGACGUGGACGUGGACGUGGACGUGGACGUGGACAUGGACGUGGACAUGGACGUGGACGUGGACAUGGACGUGGACAUGGACGUGGACGUGGACGUGGACGUGGACGUGGACAUGGACGUGGACGUGGACGUGGACAUGGACGUGGACAUGGACGUGGACGUAGACGUAAACAUGGACGUGGACAUGGACGUGGACAUGGACGUGGACAUGGACGUGAACAUGGACGUGGACAUGGACGUGGACAUGGACGUGGACAUGGACGUGGACGUGGACAUGGACAUGGACGUGGACGUGGACGUGGACGUGGACAUUGACGUGGACGAGGACAUGGACGUGGACGUGGACGUGGACAUGGACGUGGACGUGGACGUGGACAUGGACGUGGACGUGGACGUGGACGUGGACGUGGACGUGGACAUGGACAUGGACGUGGACGUGGACGUGGACGUGGAUAUGGACGUGGACGUGGACGUGGACGUGGAUGUGAACGUGGAGGACUUGGACGUGGACAUGGACAUGGACGUGGACGUGGACGUGGACGUGGACGUGGACAUGGACGUGGACGUGGACGUGGACGUGGACGUGGUCGUGGACGUGGACGUGGGCGUGGACGUGGACGUGGACGUGGACGUGGACAUGGACGUGGACAUGGACGUGGACAUGGACGUUGACAUGGACGUGGACGUGGACAUGGACGUGGACAUGGACGUGGACGUGGACAUGGACGUGGAAAUGGACGUGGACGUGGACGUGGACGUAGACAUGGACGUGGACGUGGACAUGGACGUGGACGUGUACGUGGACGUGGAUGGACAUGGACACGUAAACAUGGACGUGGACAUGGACGUGUACAUGGACGUGAACAUGGACGUGAACAUGGACGUGGACAUGGACGUGGACAUGGACGUGGACAUGGACGUGGACGUGGACAUGGACAUGGACGUGGACGUGGACGUGGACGUGGACAUGGACAUGGACGAGGACGUGGACGUGGACGUGGACGUGGACAUGGACGUGGACGUGGACGUGGACAUGGACGUGGACGUGGACGUGGACGUGGACGUGGACGUGGACGUGGACGUGGACAUGGACGUGGACGUGGACGUGGACGUGGACGUGGACGUGGACGUGGACAUGGACGUGGACGUGGACGUGGAUGUGGACGUGGAGGACUUGGACGUGGACAUGGACAUGGACGUGGACGUGGACGUGGACGUGGACGUGGACAUGGACGUGGACGUGGACGUGGACGUGGACGUGGAGGUGGACGUGGACGUGGACGUGGAGGUGGACGUGGACGUGGACGUGGAGGUGGACGUGGACGUGGACGUGGACGUGGUCGUGGACGUGGACAUGGACGUGGACGUGGACGUGGACGUGGACGUGUACAUGGACGUGGACGUGGACGUAGACGUGGACGUGGACAUGGACGUGGACGUGGACGUGGACGUGGACGUGGACGAAGACUUGGACGUGGACGUGGACGUGGACGUGGACGUGGACAUGGACGUGGACAUGGACGUGGACGUGGACGUGGACAUGGACGUGGACCUGGACGUGGACGUGGUCAUAGACGUGGACGUGGACAUGGACGUGGACAUGGACGUGGACAUGGACGUGGACGUGGACGUGGACGUGGACGUGGACAUGGACGUGGACGUGGACGUGGACGUGGACAUGGACGUGGACGUGGACAUGGACGUGGACAUGGACGUGGACGUGGACGUGGACGUGGACGUGGACAUGGACGUAGACGUGGACGUGGACAUGGACGUGGACAUGGACGUGGACGUAGACGUGGACAUGGACGUGGACAUGGACGUGGACAUGGACGUGGACAUGGACGUGGACAUGGACGUGGACGUGGACAUGGUCGUGGACGUGGACGUGGACGUGGGCGUGGACGUGGGCGUGGACGUGGACAUGGACGUGGACGUGGACGUGGACAUGGACGUGGACGUGGACGUGGACGUGGACAUGGACGUGGACGUGGACGUGGACGUGGACGUGGACGUGGACAUGGACGUGGACGUAGAUGUGGACGUAGACGUGGACAUGGACGUGGACAUGGACGUGGACAUGGACGUGGACAUGGACGUGGACAUGGACGUGGACAUGGACGUGGACAUGGACGUCGACGUGGACGUGGACAUGGACGUGGACGUGGACGUGGACGUGGACAUGGACGUGGACGAGGACGUGGACGUGGACGUGGACGUGGACAUGGACGUGGACGUGGACGUAAACGUGGACGUGGACGUGGACAUGGACGUGGACGUGGACGUGGACGUGGACGUGGACGUGGAGGACUUGGACGUGGAUAUGGACGUGGACGUGGACGUGGACGUGUACGUGGACGUGGACGUACGUGACGUGGACGUGGACGUGGACGUGGACGUGGACGUGGACGUGGACGUGGUCGUGGACGUGGACGUGGACGUGGACAUGGACGUGGACGUGGACGUGGACGUGGACGUGGACGUGGACAUGGUCGUGGACGUGGACGUGGACGUGGACGUGGACGUGGACGUGGACGUGGACGUGGACGUGGUCGUGGUCGACAUGGACGUGGACGUGGACGUGGACAUGGACGUGGACGUGGACGUGGACAUGGACGUGGACGUGGACGUGGACGUGGACAUGGACAUGGACGUGGACGUGGACGUGGACGUGGAUAUGGACGUGGACGUGGACGUGGACGUGGACGUGGACGUGGACGUGGGCGUGGACGUGGACGUGGACGUGGACGUGGACAUGGACGUGGACAUGGACGUGGACAUGGACGUUGACAUGGACGUGGACGUGGACAUGGACGUGGACAUGGACGUGGACGUGGACAUGGACGUGGAAAUGGACGUGGACGUGGACGUGGACGUAGACAUGGACGUGGACGUGGACAUGGACGUGGACGUGUACGUGGACGUGGAUGGACAUGGACACGUAAACAUGGACGUGGACAUGGACGUGUACAUGGACGUGAACAUGGACGUGAACAUGGACGUGGACAUGGACGUGGACAUGGACGUGGACAUGGACGUGGACGUGGACAUGGACAUGGACGUGGACGUGGACAUGGACGUGGACAUGGACAUGGACGAGGACGUGGACGUGGACGUGGACGUGGACAUGGACGUGGACGUGGACGUGGACAUGGACGUGGACGUGGACGUGGACGUGGACGUGGAUGUGGACGUGGACGUGGACGUGGACGUGGACAUGGACGUGGACGUGGACGUGGACGUGGACGUGGACGUGGACGUGGACAUGGACGUGGACGUGGGUGUGGAUGUGGACGUGGAGGACUUGGACGUGGACAUGGACAUGGACGUGGACGUGGACGUGGACGUGGACAUGGACGUGGACGUGGACGUGGACGUGGAUGGACAUGGACACGUAAACAUGGACGUGGACAUGGACGUGUACAUGGACGUGAACAUGGACGUGAACAUGGACGUGGACAUGGACGUGGACAUGGACGUGGACAUGGACGUGGACGUGGACAUGGACAUGGACGUGGACGUGGACGUGGACGUGGACAUGGACAUGGACGAGGACGUGGACGUGGACGUGGACGUGGACAUGGACGUGGACGUGGACGUGGACAUGGACGUGGACGUGGACGUGGACGUGGACGUGGACGUGGACGUGGACAUGGACGUGGACGUGGACGUGGACGUGGACGUGGACGUGGACGUGGACAUGGACGUGGACGUGGACGUGGAUGUGGACGUGGAGGACUUGGACGUGGACAUGGACAUGGACGUGGACGUGGACGUGGACGUGGACGUGGACAUGGACGUGGACGUGGACGUGGAUGUGGACGUGGAGGUGGACGUGGACGUGGACGUGGAGGUGGACGUGGACGUGGACGUGGAGGUGGACGUGGACGUGGACGUGGACGUGGUCGUGGACGUGGACAUGGACGUGGACGUGGACGUGGACGUGGACGUGUACAUGGACGUGGACGUGGACGUAGACGUGGACGUGGACAUGGACGUGGACGUGGACGUGGACGUGGACGUGGAGGUGGACGUGGACGAAGACUUGGACGUGGACGUGGACGUGGACGUGGACGUGGACGUGGACAUGGACGUGGACAUGGACGUGGACGUGGACGUGGACAUGGACGUGGACGUGGACGUGGACGUGGACAUGGACGUGGACGUGGACAUGGACGUGGACAUGGACGUGGACGUGGACGUGGACGUGGACGUGGACAUGGACGUGGACGUGGACGUGGACAUGGACGUGGACAUGGACGUGGACGUAGACGUGGACAUGGACGUGGACAUGGACGUGGACAUGGACGUGGACAUGGACGUGGACAUGGACGUGGACGUGGACAUGGUCGUGGACGUGGACGUGGACGUGGGCGUGGACGUGGGCGUGGACGUGGACAUGGACGUGGACGUGGACGUGGACAUGGACGUGGACGUGGACGUGGACGUGGACAUGGACGUGGACGUGGACGUGGACGUGGACGUGGACGUGGACAUGGACGUGGACGUAGAUGUGGACGUAGACGUAGACAUGGACGUGGACAUGGACGUGGACAUGGACGUGGACAUGGACGUGGACAUGGACGUGGACAUGGACGUGGACAUGGACGUCGACGUGGACGUGGACAUGGACGUGGACGUGGACGUGGACGUGGACAUGGACGUGGACGAGGACGUGGACGUGGACGUGGACGUGGACAUGGACGUGGACGUGGACGUAAACGUGGACGUGGACGUGGACAUGGACGUGGACGUGGACGUGGACGUGGACGUGGAGGACUUGGACGUGGAUAUGGACGUGGACGUGGACGUGGACGUGGACGUGGACGUGGACGUGGACGUGGACGUAGACGUGGACGUGGACGUGGACGUGGACGUGGACGUGGACGUGGACGUGGACGUGGACGUGGUCGUGGACGUGGACGUGGACGUGGACGUGGACGUGGACGUGGACGUGGACGUGGACGUGGACAUGGUCGUGGACGUGGACGUGGACGUGGACGUGGACGUGGACGUGGACGUGGUCGUGGUCGCGCGCUCCCCCUAG